Aspergillus caelatus is the source of this 7860-nucleotide messenger RNA. Its product is annotated as type I polyketide synthase. The record is from RefSeq and is a predicted model, not a curated record. Gene Ontology annotation, molecular function: oxidoreductase activity; fatty acid synthase activity; 3-oxoacyl-[acyl-carrier-protein] synthase activity. The transcript is spliced from 7 exons. Gene Ontology annotation, biological process: fatty acid biosynthetic process; secondary metabolite biosynthetic process. NCBI's taxonomy places the organism in Eukaryota, Fungi, Ascomycota, Eurotiomycetes, Eurotiales, Aspergillaceae. The coding region runs from base 1 to 7860 and encodes 2619 amino acids.
AUGGCACCUCAUUUGACAGAGGACAUUGAUUUUCCCAGCGAAGUAUCAGUUGGGCUUCCUAGCGGUGAGAAGAUAUUUCCCUGUUCAGACAACAGAACGCUUGCCCUGGACGAGGACAAGCUGGAACCGAUAGCAAUUGUGGGCUUCUGCUUUCGGUUCCCAGACGAUGCUGUCAACUCCAGUGGUUUCUGGAGCAUGAUGAUGGAAAAAAGAUGUGCCAUGACCGAAUCUCCAAAGGAUCGUAUCAGCGUGUCUGGCUGGCACCACCCGAACAGUAGACGGCGAGGACAGUACCCGUCCCGGGGGGCGCAUUAUCUUAAGGAAGAUGUAUCGUUGUUUGAUGCCCCAUUCUUCUCUUUAUCAGCCGAUGAAGCAGCGGCCUUAGACCCGCAGCAGCGACACUUGCUGGAGGUAACCUACGGGGCAUUGGAGAAUGCGGGAAUACCGAUGGAAAAGGCAGUCGGAUCCCAGACCUCCGUGCACAUAGGCUGCAUGAACAGCGACUAUCGGUUAAUGGCCUGCAAGGAUGUCGAGAUGACUGCAGACUACGAUGUAGUCGGUGUAAACAUGUGUAUGAACGCCAAUAGAAUCAGCUGGUUUUUUGAUUUCCAUGGCACCAGCAUCGAUAUUGAUACAGCCUGUUCGAGCAGCUUGGUGGCAAUGGAUUUGGCGUGCCAAAGCCUGCGAAACGGGGAAACAGAGAUGGGCAUAGUGUCGGGCACGAACCUUAUCCUGUCCGCCGACAUGAUGCAGGUGUUCUCCAACGUGAACAUGCUAUCCCCUGAUUCUAAAUGCCACAGUUUCGACCAUCGUGCAAAUGGUUAUGGGCGUGGUGAGGGAACUGCUACCUUGGUGAUCAAGCGCCUUGCGGAUGCGAUUCGAGAUGGAGACACGAUUCGUGCAGUCAUCCGUUCAACCGGGUCCAACUCGGAUGGUCUUACGCCCUCAGGCAUUAUGCAACCUAACAGUUCGGCUCAGGCCCAAUUGAUACGGAACACAUAUCAAAAGGCUGGAUUGAGUAUGAAGCCCACACGCUUCUUUGAGGCCCAUGGAACAGGUACCCCGGUGGGAGAUCCGAUUGAGUGCAAUGCAUUGGGAGAGGCUUUCCGGGGCCAUAGAACAACAAACGAUCCGCUGAUUGUGGGCUCUGUGAAAUCUAAUAUCGGACACCUGGAGGGUGCAAGUGGCGUUGCUGCUCUCAUUAAAACUAUUCUCAUCUUAGAGAGUGGCUUAAUCCCUCCAAAUACGAACUUUGAGAAAUUGAACCCGAAGAUCGAUCUGGAAUUUCUGAGGCUGAAACUUCCUUUAGAAGCUAUGCCAUGGCCAGCAAUUGGUUUACGGCGAGCAUCUGUUAAUUCUUUUGGUUUCGGUGGGUCAAAUGCCCAUGUGGUGCUGGAUGACGCGUUUCAUUUCCUACGUGAUCAUGGCCUUGUCGGGAACAAUGUCACAAACGAGUUCCCUCCAAUGCUGGCGGCAGCAAAUGGCCCUCAUAACGUUCCGGAAACGCUUGUAUCCUCGGCCCCAGAACCGAUUCUUGAAUCACCCAAGCUUUUGGUGAUCUCCUCGUCAAGGAAGACAGGGGUAAAAGAUGUGGCCCUUUCAUAUAAGACACACUUUGAAGGGCUUGUCUUCUCACCAGGAACAUUUUUGGAGUAUAUGGAGAAUCUAGCUCACACUCUGAACAUGCGUAGGAGUGCACUUACUUACAAGAGCUUCUGUGUUGCGUCGAGCCCUUUAGACCUGUGUAGUGUGGAUAAGAAGACAUCAUCUGUCUACCAGGCUCUCGAUAACCCAGUCUUAGGUUUCGUUUUCACAGGCCAAGGUUCUCAGUGGGCAGGAAUGGGACGUGAGCUACUCCACUACCCCGUAUUUCGCAAUACCAUUGAAGAGUGCGAGGUAGUUCUUUGUGGUUUUGGGUGCCCUUGGUCCCUACGCGAUGAGAUAUUGAACGAUAGCCAUUCGACUAGAAUAAAUGAGCCUGAAGUCGCCCAGCCCGCAAAUACCGCACUUCAGAUCGCAUUGGUUGAAUUACUGCAUGGCGUUGGCGUUCAGCCUGCAGCCGUGAUUGGACAUUCUUCUGGGGAAAUCGCAGCUGCAUACGCUCUCGGCGCUCUGUCCAUUAACGAUGCGAUGAAGAUCGCAUACUACCGCGGCGUAUGUGCGGUGAAGCUCGCAAGAAUAAACCAGCGGUCAGGUGCAAUGAUCGCUGUUGGCCUGUCUGAAGCCGAUACGCGGGCGUACAUGGAGAGGGUUUGGGACGUCCACAAUCAUCGCGGGAUUGACGUUGCCUGUAUCAAUAGCCAGAAGAGUGUGACGGUAUCGGGUGAUGCGGACCAGGUGGAAAUCCUCGGGCGUCUGUUGGAGGCAGACAACGUCUUUGCACGCAAGUUAAAGAUUCCGGUUGCCUACCAUUCAUCACAUAUGAAACGUGUCGCAGCAUUUUAUGAGAAGUGCAUGACAGGAUUGUGCAGAGAUUCGGUUGCGGAUACCGGAAUUGGCGUUAUGAUUUCAUCCGUAACAGGCCAGAGAGUGCAAGCUGCAGAACUGCGUUCCCCACACUAUUGGGUUUCCAACCUCGUUUCGUCCGUGAAGUUUAUGGACUCAUUCUUUGCCAUAUGUACAAAGUCGGGACGGAGAAUUCGGAAGAAGCUCGACGGCAGUCAUCGCGCGCAGUUGGGGGUGAAUAUUCUUCUUGAAGUUGGGCCACAUGCUACCCUCCAAGGGCCUAUUCGAGACAUGCUGGACAGCCUCCCAUGGGGCCGUGACGUUAGCUACUUUCCGGUCAUCCGACGAAAGGAGAGCGCAGCCUAUACUUUCCUCUCCGCCCUUGGGCAUAUUCAUUGCCUGGGUAGCCCGGUCAAUAUGGACAGGGUGAACAGGCUUACUGGCUCAGUCCGGAAGCGUUAUCAUGUGCUCACCGAUCUACCUCAAUACCCCUUCGACCACUCGACCUCCUACUGGCGCGAAAGCCGCUUGAGCAAAAGAAGUCGCCUGGUUAAUCGAGGCCGACAUGACCUUCUUGGGAAACCAGUAACAGACUGGAAUCCCUUGGAGGCUCGAUGGCGCCAUCAUAUACGGCUUUCAGAGAUGCCCUGGGUGGAGGAUCAUAUCAUUAAUGGCGCUCUCAUCUAUCCCGCAGCUGGCAUGCUUGUUAUGGCAAUCGAGGCUGCUGAUCAGAUCGCCGAUCCCAUUCGCCCAGUUUUUGGUUUUCAGCUCAAAGAUGUCAAGUUCCAGCGUGCUAUAGUGGUACCUAGAACAGCCGAUGGAAUCGAGACUAACUUGCUGUUGCGCACAAUGUUAGAGGGCGGCGACAUCGCCUCGUGGAUGGAGUUUAGACUCUGUUCAUAUGAAAAUGAGGAGUGGCAAGAAAAUUGUCAUGGGUACAUCAAGAUCGAUCAUGGGUCUACAGACGAGCUUACGGAACAGGGUCAAGACCUGGAAGAUUGGUUGCAGCAGGAUAACGAAACUGCUAAAGCCUGUACGAUUGAGAUGGACCACGCUCGCUUAUACGAACGUUUGCAAAAGUGUGGAUAUGAAUUUGGGCCUGAAUUCCAAACGGUGCUAAGUGGAAAAUGCAAUAAGGAACAUCAGGCAACGGCCUCAAUCAAGGUUUUCCAGUGGCCUGCUAAUCAAUACCCCCAGGCUCAUGUCAUCCAUCCUACGACCUUGGAUGGUAUUUUACAUCUGAGCUCUGCUGCCAUUGCAGCGAGUGACAUGUCUACUAAAUCUCCCACCGCAAUACCAACAGGAAUUCGCUCCCUCUGGGUAGCCAAGCAGGGCUUGAGCGGGCCGUCGAUCGUCACUCUCCAUGCUUCAACCUGGAAGAAAGCAAUGCACAGUCGUGGAUAUGAAUUCGACGUGAGUGCUACAGACGAGCAACGAACACACCUUCUUGCCCAGGUACGCGGUCUUCAGUCCACUAUCGUGGCUGACAGCACGAGAGAUGCCUCAAAGGAUACAGAGGCCAAGACGACCGCGUAUCAUAUUAGUCGCGUGCCAGACCUAGAUUUCUUGAGCACUGAGCGACUGGCCAAAUACUGCGAACAAGCACUACCUCAGGAGCCAGAGCCGGUCGGCUUUUUCAAGGAACUAAAUUUCGUUCUGUACAAGUUCCUCGACGAUGCGGUAAAAGACCUCAACGGAGACGCCGCUAACGACGAUGGCAUCCAACCUCACAUCCGUCGAUAUACUGAGUGGGCCAGACAGCAGCGGACCAAAUAUCACUCAGGUAGACUUCCACUAAGUCAGGAUAGGUGGGCUGAUUACUUGCAAAACCCGGAAUACUUUGAGGAGGCAUGUCAGAGAGUCGCCUCUGCAAAUGAUCUGGGGUAUGCCUUUGUCCACACCGGGCGUAAUUUGGUUAGCAUAAUUCGUGGAGAACAGAACUCCCUACAGUUCCUUUUCACAGGCGAUAUGAUGGAGGCUUGGUACAAUGAGGUCAAUAAUCGAGCUGGUUGUCUCAGCACAUGGGGGUUGUACCUCAAGACACUAGCAAAGAAGAAUCCCACUAUGCGGAUUCUGGAAAUAGGAGCCGGAACUGGAGGAUCAACAGGUCACAUAUUGAAUACACUUUCUGUCGACUGCGAUGAUGGCAACCCGCUUUAUAUGUCUUAUGAUUAUACUGAUAUAUCUCCAGCCUUUUUUGAGCGGGCAGCGGAGCGCUUUGCCAGGUUCCCACGUAUAAGCUUCAAGAAUCUUGACAUUAAUGAAGACCCAGUCAUGCAGGGCUUCCAGCUUGAAUCAUACGACCUAAUUGUCGCAGCCAACGUACUACACGCAACGCCGAACAUUAAGGCGACCAUGCAGAACGUACGCAAACUUCUCAAGCCUAAUGGUAAAGCGAUGCUGUACGAGAUCACCAGACCUGAAAUCAUUCGGUCCGGCUUUAUCGCUGGUUUAAUGGAGGGUUGGUGGGCUGGUGUAGAGAACGGUAGACCAUGGAGCCCAGCGCUGACGGUGACUCAGUGGGAUUCACUGCUGAAAGAAACCGGCUUUACUGGUGUGGAUAUCGAAUUUCCCGAUUUCGUCAGCUCAGAAUGUCAGGAGAUGGCAAUCCUGGUUGCGAGUGCCUCAGAGGACACGAUUGAUUAUCAUAUGACCGGUUCUGCAGCUAAACUAGUACCCAAAUCCUUCUCCUUUGUCAUCGACCCCACUUCCACCAGACAAAAAGCAACUUGCCGAAAGGCAGGUCAAGAACUACAACGUGUAUACCCUGAAUCAGCGGUUCACUGCUGUAGCCUCAAGGAUUGUGCUUCUUUGCCAGCCCUCUCGGAGGUGACGCUCGUCUUCGUCCAGGAAACCGAGACACCACUUCUGAGCGACAUGGACAGAGAGACAUUCUCACAAAUUCAUCAUCUGGUUAAUCAAUGUAGUUCUAUUCUCUGGGUCACCGCAGGUGGUGGACGUCGACCAACGAAGCCCGAAUAUGCCAUCGUUGAUGGAUGGGCUCGCACGCUCCGGAAUGAAAAGGUCAGCCGACGGUUCUGUACCUUGGCCCUAGACAUUGACCAAGAGGUCCAGUCUCACCAAAUUGAAUAUAUUGUACGAGUUAUUGAGAAGGGCCUCUUGAAGCAGGCUGGGCCAUAUGAGCCGGAAUUCGUGGAGUUAGACAGAAUGCUGCACAUUCUGCGGGCUGAGCCCACGAAGCAGUUAACGAAUGAUAUUUAUGCAGCCUCCCUACCGAAGCAGUCGAGUGUCAAGCUUUUGAGUGAAGCGGGACCCGUUCAGCUGGCAGUUAGAACUCCUGGUCUGCUUUCAUCGCUGCAUUGGGCUGACGACGACGACGCUUUCCAACCACUGCAGCCAGAUGAAGUUGAGAUUGACACCAAGGCAGUCGGAGUCAACUUCAGAGACGUACUAGUUGCACUGGGUAGAGAUCUCGAAACUUCCCUAGGUCAGGAAUGUGCUGGAGUGGUGAGGCAGGCUGGUGAUCUCUCCGGUUUUCUUCCCGGCGAUCCGGUACUUGUCUUCGGCCCUGGACAAUUCAAAACCAGAGCUAGGGCCAGACAAAGUGCUGUUUGCCGAGUUCCGGAGGGUAUAUCCUUUACUCAUGCAGCUGGCGUGCCGGCAACAUUUGGCACAGCGUGGCACAUCCUUGUCGGCAUUAGCCGUCUUCAGUCUAGCCAGAGUGUUCUUGUUCACGCUGGGGCGGGUGGUAUAGGUCAAGCAGCAAUUCAACUGGCGCAGUAUAUCGGUGCUGAGGUUUAUGCUACAGUGAGCACGCGGGAAAAGAAACAAUUACUUAUAGACAAGUAUGAUAUCCCAGCGAAUCAUAUCUUCUACAGCCGCGAUACCAGCUUUAUCCACGGUGUCAUGAAAAUGACCAAUCGCCACGGAGUCAGUGUGGUAGUAAACAUAUUGGGUGGAGAGAUUCUACAAGCUUCAUGGGACUGUGUGGCGUCUUACGGUCAUUUGAUUCAUAUUGGCGGCCUAUCCAACGGCAGAUUUUCUCUAGCACAGACAGGCCGACAAGCCUCUUUCACCCAUUUUGAUAGCGCACUGUGGAUGCGUGAUAGGCCAGAAAUCGCCAAGAGGACUAUUGAGACAGUCCUGAAUCUUCUAGCUGAAGGCCAGCUUCGCGUUCAAUCCCCUUACAGGGUCGAAGUUGCAAGUUCGAUGGAAAAUAUAUUCAACCCAAUGCAGGAUGGAACUGCCAUGGGUAAAACUGUCAUUGAUCUUACUCCAGAGGUCAAAGUUCCCACUGUUUUGGAGACCCAGGUCCUGUCCAAGCUCAAUCCUGACGCGACCUACGUUAUUGCUGGCGGCCUUGGCGGAUUGGGUCGGACUAUAGCACGAUGGAUGGUUGACAGAGGGGCUCGCAAUUUGGUUCUUCUAGGUCGGUCGGGGGCCAAAACAACUGCUGCAUUUGAACUCAUUGAUGAACUAUCUGCAAAGUGCGUGUAUGUUCAUGCUGCCCCAUGCGAUGUGAUAGACACGGAAUCCGUGAGGCAAGUUAUACAAAGGGUAUCGCAGACAAUGCCCCCGAUAAAGGGUUGCGUGCAGGGAUCCAUGGUCCUACGCGAUUCAAUGUUCAGCGACAUGGCCUAUGAUGAUUGGCGACUGGCUGUUGAAUGCAAGGCCCUUGGAUCCUGGAAUCUGGAAAUGAAUCUUCCUAGGGACCUGGACUUCUUUGUCAUGCUGUCCUCCGCCAGUAAUAUUAUUGGACUCACCGGUCAGUCCAAUUACGCUGCGGGGAAUUCGUAUAUGGAUAGCCUUGCACGCUAUCGAGUUGUUCACGGUCAGAGAGCUGUGUCCUUAGAUCUUGGGCCUAUGGUCGACGACGGUAUACUCGUAGAGACUGCCGGGUUUCUCGAUAAGGUGCUUGCAUACGGGUCACUAGCACCCGUCACCCGAGCGCAAUUAUAUAGUAUUCUGAAUCAUUAUUGCAGUCCCAAUCAACAGAGCCUAGACCCCGGCACGGCUCAACUGGUAUUCGGAAUUUCUGGCAGCAAUGGUGACCGCAACACGCUGGUUGAAAAGCCCCUCUUUAGCCGACUCAAGCUCGAGAAUAUCUCGGGUAACCCUGUCUUGCAAGGCGAAGGCUAUGAUCGGAUAGACUUCAAAAAGCUCUUCCAGGAGGCGACUUCUCUACAAGAAGCACGUCAAAUUGUGAGACGAGCUGUCAUUGACAAGAUGGUCCAUUCAUACCACCUGAUACCCGAGGAUGCGGAGGUAGAUGCCUACGCGCCUCUGCAUACAUUCCGUGUUGACUCACUUCUAGCAGUCGAACUCUGUAACUGGAUUGGAAAGGCGUUCGCGGCGGAUAUAGCGGUCAUGGAAGUCAUGGGGGGUGCGUCGUUGGUGAUGGUGGAUCUUACGGUGGCCACGAGAAGUCAACUCCCUCAUCCACAAUGGACUUGA